AUGGUUGUAUCAUUCUUCAUUGUUGUUUUUCUUCUCUUUACUCAUCAAUCUUUUGCUCAAACUUAUCAAGGAGAGCAUUGUGAUCUUGGAUGUUUAUUAAAUAAACUUAAUCUUACCAUAGAACUUGGUAGAAAUGAUGCAUGUGCUAGUGAUAUUGGAACUGCUCAAAUGUGUUUUAAAACAAUAAAUAUUAAUUCAAUUGAACUUAAUGAAUUAACUGCUACAGAAGAUGAUGUAACAAAUCCACAAUCAUUAACAGUUAAUGUUGGAGUAAACAGUAUUUAUGCUAAAGCUGUUUUUUGGUUAUACAAAGAUAGUGAUGCAGAAGUUGGUGAAAUGGAGUUUACUGUUAAAAAUAUUAAAUUGAGUGCAACCCUUGAUUUUGAAACAGAAGAAUAUCUUGGUUAUAGUAUAGUUAAAAAAGUCUUUACUACUAUAACUGUUCAAGAUGGAAUAUCUUUUGAUAACGUUGUUUGUACUUGUUAUGAUGGAGGAUUUUUCACUGACCAUACUUGUUGGUGGAUUAAAACUACUGUUGGUAUAGCUAGUGGACUUCUUGAUACUAUUGUUCCUAAAGUACUUGACAGUCAAAUGUCUAAAAUUGAAGAAUCAGUAAACACUGCUUUAACUGAUUUAUUUGCUGAUGUCAAUGAUAAUUAUAUUAAGCCAUAUAUUGGUAAUCUUGAUCCUCAAUAUAUUCCUGUUCCAGAAGGAAUGAUAAAUGUAACUGAAAGUUCAAUGUUUGAUAUGGUUUCCUGGGCAACUACUUACUUACUUGGAGGUAAUACUUCACUUGGAUUAAAUAAUUUAAUUAAUAGAUUCACUCAAGAUACUGGAAAUAUUGUGGUUGGAUCAAAUGGUAAUGAUACAUUCUCAGAUUUAUCACCAUUGAUUAUUGAAUUAUUAACUUUCAAUGACAUUGAAUUAGGUGAUCUUAAUGCUACUUUAGAUUUUGGAGUUACAUUCUUUAAUAUUAGUGGAUUAAAUACAUGUAGUAAAAUGGAGUUCUUUGAGCCAUUAAGAAAUACUAUUGAUCCUGUUACAAAUCAAUCAGUUUGUGAAGAGUUAGAUACAUGUGAUCAACAAUUAAAACUUUCAUCUGGUCUUGAUCGUUUAGAAAUUAAUGUAACAUUUGCACUUAAUAUUACUUCUAAUAGUAGUACAUUAGAUAUGGGAAGGAGAAGUAUUACAUGA
Entamoeba dispar SAW760 is the source of this 1194-nucleotide messenger RNA. RefSeq lists its product as uncharacterized. Lineage: Eukaryota; Evosea; Mastigamoebida; Endamoebidae. The transcript has a single exon. The coding region runs from base 1 to 1194 and encodes 397 amino acids. The record is from RefSeq and is a predicted model, not a curated record.